AUGCUCUACUGGAUUUGCACGCAACUUGUCACCAACCAAUCCGUCUCUAACCAGCAACGGCACCUAACCAAUAUUUCACCCGUCCAAAUCGAGACUGAGAGACUUGCAGCGUUUUUUCUCGGAGUUUUAUUAACGCAAGGACCAAACGGGAAGCGGAUAUUUCGCCGAGAGAGCGAGAUGAAGAAUACUGAGAUGUUUUCGGCCAUUACGAAACAGAAAAUAUGCGAUUUCCCGAGUCUCAGCCUUUGUGGACGUCGUUCCAUGGUUCUAAAGUGGUGUCUAGGUUCUGAUCAUGGGUCCGGCAAUGAUGAUCUACAACUACAACUACAGUACAGUACGCAGUAA
Messenger RNA from Yarrowia lipolytica CLIB122, 345 nucleotides. The record is from RefSeq and is a predicted model, not a curated record. Lineage: Eukaryota; Fungi; Ascomycota; Dipodascomycetes; Dipodascales.